CCACUGGGAGCAGAAGUGGGGCACCAGGGAUCAUGCUGGGAUAUACUGGGACCACACUGAGGGCUACUGGGAGCAACUGUGAGCAUGCAGGGCACAAUUAAGAUGUACUGGGAGACCCUGGGAAUGGUGGUAAUCAUCCUGGGACUAACUGGAAUCAUACUGAGAGUGAUCAGAUCUGUAGUAGGGGUGAAUUAGAGAAACGGGAAUAAUGCAGGGGCAACUGGGAUCAUACUGGGAGCAGCUGGCCCAUGCUGGUGUCAUACUGGGAUCAUACUGGGAUUGACUGGGUUAAACUUGGAGUGACUGGCAUAGUACUGGGAGUGUCUGGCAGCUACUGGGAUCAUACUGGAGAGGACUGGCAUCAAACCAGACUCAUACUGGGAAUGUUUGGGACUUAUUGGGAUUGUACUGGAGGUGACUGGACUGAUACUGGGAGCAACUGGGACCACAGCAGGGGCAAAUGGCAUCGUGUAAAGUGUGACUGGGUUCAUACUGGACUCUUACAGAGAGGGACUGAGAGGGAAGGAACCACACAGGGGAUGACUGGGAGCCACUGGCACCAUGUCGGGGGCAGCUGGAACCUACUGGGAGUGAUUUGGACCAUACUGGGAGUGACCGGGAUCACGCAGGGGGUGACCGGGAACCACCGGGGAGGCGGCCCCGGCGCAGGUGGGAGCCGCGCUGGGUUGUGCGGGGGCUCGGGGCUGGCUGCGGGCCUCGGGGGCGGCAGGGGGCUCGAGCGGGUGGGUUGUGCCGUGGCCGGCCCGUGUUGGCCCUGGGCUGAGGGCGCUGCGGGAGCGGCUGCCCGCGGACUCCUUGCCGCCGCUGCCUCGGCAGGAGCCGCUGCCGGAGCAGCGCUGGCUCGGCCCGCUCGCUGUGGCUGGGACAGAGGGGGCUGUUCCGUCCCCGGAGGCUGCGCUGGGGUCGCCUCCCAGCUCCGCCGCCGCCUCACCGGGCUCCGGCCGCUGCCGCCGCCCCCGAGUCCGCACACGCGUUCCGGUAAUGGCGGCUCUGAGGAGAGAGGGGCGCCCUGGGGGUGGCACCGGGGCCGUGCUCAGCCCCGCUCUGACCAAUCAGUGGCCAGAACGAGGAGUGACGGCAGAAUUAGCCAAUUAGAGCGAGAGGCGGGCUCUGCACACGGCACGGCCUGGCCUCCCUUUCCCCGAACUCCGGCAUUUCCCGGAACCCGCGGCUGAGGAGCGGCCCUGGCACUGGGCCCGGCCAGGGCAGGAGGCCAAGGAACCGCCGGGAGCUCGGCCUGACCGGGACCUGAGGGCGCUGGGAGCUGGGACACGAGAUUCCCAAUGGCUUCCUGAGAUGAACUUGGGCAAGGAGGAACUCCCAGUCCAAGGCGCUUUCAUCUUGUUUUUUUCUCCAAACCACAAUUUUUCAUUCUUACGCAUCGCUGGAUGGAGGAGGAGGAAAAGCCCUGGAGAUAUCGCACAAGGAGGGGCUGCAAAUCCAGCCCAGGGAGCUGCGGGGAGGAAAGAGCCCCCCUGAGCCAGGAAGGCGGCCAAAGAUCCCGCCAGAGCUCAGAGCUGGUGGAGAAGCCUCUUGGUGGGGAGAAGCCACACAAGUGCUUGGAAUGUGGGAAGGUCUUCAGCCGGCGCUUGAACCUGAUCCAGCACCAGGUGAUCCACACUGAGGAACGGCCCUACGAGUGUGAGGAAUGUGGGAAGAGCUUCAGAAGGAGCUCAUACCUGAUCCAGCACCAGGUGAUCCACAGUGGGAAACGGCCCUAUGACUGUGGGGAAUGUGGGAAGAGCUGCAGAGGCAGCUCUGACCUGAUCCGGCACCAGAGGAUCCAUACUGGGGAACGGCCCUACACAUGUGGGGAAUGUGGGAUGGGUUUCAUCCAGAGCUGCAGCCUGAAGAAGCACCAGAGGAUCCACACGGGGGAGAGGCCCUACCAGUGUGGGAAGUGUGGGAAGAGCUUCAGCCAGUGCAAUACCCUGAUUCAGCACCAGGUGAUCCACACAGGGGAACGGCCCUACACCUGCCUGGAAUGUGGGAGGAGCUUUGGGUGGAUCUCUGCCCUGAGAAAACAUCACCAGCGCAUCCACACUGGGGAGAAACCCUACAAGUGUCCUGAGUGUGGGAAGAGGUUUCAGAUCAGCUCUGAUCUCCUUGUACAUGAACGGAUUCACACAGAGGAGAGGCCCUUCUGCUGCCCCGACUGCGGGAAGGGCUUCCAUGUAAACUCCCGCCUCACCACCCACCGGCGCAUCCACACUGGGGAGAGGCCCUACAAGUGUGGGGAGUGUGGGGAGAGCUUCUCACAGAGCUCAACCUUGACCAAACACCAACGGAGGCGCCACUAAGGGAAGCCCUGUGAGUGCCCUGAGUACUGGAAGAGCUUCAUGUGCUGCUCCAGCUCCAUCCCCCAUGGGAGGGGAGGAUCGGCAUUGGAUGGUCUCCAGUGACCCCGUUGGGCAGAUCCCUGAUGACCCCUUACUGGAAAUUGAAGAGAGAGUAAAACAGUGGAGCUGAUUGAGAAACUGUGGGAGACACAGACACACAUAAAGUCUCCUUUGGCAAGAAGUGACCAAGAAACAUGUUGUGAGACUGUGUGAUAAGAUAAUGUUACCAGGUGAUGUGAUGUCAUGAACAAUAUGCAACCAAUGGGAAAUUGUUACCAAAAGUAGAGCCCUAUAUAAGCACCAUAUGAAGUAAAACCCUCUGUACAGGCCUGGUAUACUCAAUAAAAUUGGCUUCUGAUGUAAA
Molecule: messenger RNA, 2724 nt
Organism: Pyrgilauda ruficollis (rufous-necked snowfinch)
Lineage: Eukaryota; Metazoa; Chordata; Aves; Passeriformes; Passeridae
Product: zinc finger protein 239-like
Exons: 3
Coding region: 1410-2321 (303 amino acids)
Biological process (GO): regulation of transcription by RNA polymerase II
Cellular component (GO): nucleus
Molecular function (GO): RNA polymerase II transcription regulatory region sequence-specific DNA binding; DNA-binding transcription factor activity, RNA polymerase II-specific
Source: RefSeq, a predicted model, not a curated record